Molecule: messenger RNA, 1775 nt
Organism: Sphaeramia orbicularis (orbiculate cardinalfish)
Lineage: Eukaryota; Metazoa; Chordata; Actinopteri; Kurtiformes; Apogonidae
Product: transmembrane protein 150A
Exons: 8
Coding region: 454-1281 (275 amino acids)
Source: RefSeq, a predicted model, not a curated record
GAGACCGACUGCAUGAGAGCGCGAGGCUUCCCCCCCACUCCGGCUCAAAGGGAAAACGGCUAACGGGGCUGAGGUGGCCGUGGAAAAAACACACCACUUCUUGAUUAAAAACACAGACAACACAUCACCCCACGAGUCCCGUGUGUUGUAACUGAGGACUACCUGACUUGUGGAGCACAAGUCGACUUAAUUUAACGAAAAACUGUUGAUAUAUCACCAGUUAAAGGACAGAAAGAAAAGUGAAAAAGGGACACAUCUGUCCUCCCAUUGUUCCAUCUGAUAUUCUUCAUCUUCAAGUGAAAUGAAUCAGCUGGUGGCCUUGCACAUGUCAGUCACACUCAGUUAAAUGUUAGUGCUACUUGAGCAGACAUUGCUCGGCUGGCCGAAGAGGAAAAAGAAGAAAGGGGCUGUUCCAGGUGCCGGAAGAGAGGUUGAUCACAGAGGCCGUCGAAGAUGUCUCUCUGGAUGAUACUACCUGUUAGUCUCCCAGUUCUGACCAUCACUGGGAUAUGGGUUGUGUAUGCUAUGGCCCUGUACAACCAGCAUGUCUGCCCUGUGGAUAACUGGUUGUACAAUCAGUCCUGUGAAGAGGAGCUUUAUUUGCAGACCGGGCCGACGCUGUGCUGCACACUAGACAAUGUACCUCUCAUCAGUAAAUGUGGGACUCUUCCCCCUGAGAGCUGCUUCUUCAGCCUUAUCUGCAGCACUGGCUCAUUCAUGGUUAUGGUGAUUGUGCUGCUCCGCUAUGCCCACGUCAUUGAGAAGCACCAGAACUGUGUUCUAAACACAGCGAGUCUGUCCACAGGCUGGAUCUGUGCAGCUGGACUCAUCAUGGUGGGAAACUUCCAGGUGGAUAAUGCCAAAGUUCUCCAUUAUAUCGGAGCAGGCGUGGCAUUCCCCACUAGUAUGCUGUUUGUGUGCCUGCAAUCAGCGCUGACUUACCGGCUGGCCAAGACCCAAGGGGAAUACAACGUGGCUCACCUCCGGUUAUUCAUGACCCUGCUGGCCUUCGUAGCCUUGGUGCUCAGUGGUGCUUUUUUUGUCCAGGAGAGCUUCAUCCUGCAACAUGCGUCUGCCAUCUUUGAAUGGGUGUUCUGCGUCAUCAUCAUGCUGUUUUAUGGGACCUUUGCCUUCGAGUUUGCCGGUAUGUCUGGAGACACUAUGGUGGUGCUGGGCAGAGGCGGAGCUCUGGGAAAUGCUAGCAGAGACCACAAGGUGGAUGCACUUGGGCCGCACCCACCGUCACAUCCACUCCAGCCUGAGAACAUGUCCAUACUGUAGCCCACCGUCACAGACGACUCCUUGAACACUUUUGGCUGUUGAAUAAGUUUGAUUAUUCAUUUCCAGCUGCACCUGUCUGAAGCUUUGAAAAGAACCUGGCCAGUACAGCAGCCGUUCAAAGCAGAGCAGAUUCUGCCAUUUUAAAGGGUGUGGAUCUGCUGCAACAGAGGAGAUCUCAACUUUUAUUGUACUUACAUCAGAGCUGAGUGCCUUUAUGUAACUUGUUUGCAUUUUGCACAUUGCACAAGUUAGAAAAACCAAAUUUCCCCCCGCUAAGUCCCACCUAGCUUCAGUGACCAUUUUAUGGUUUGUUUGGUUUUUUUUUAAAUCAGAUGGCGACUAUCUCGUGAGCUGGUCGGUAUCGGCGCACUGCUGUCUGAAAUGAUUGCUGUGCUGCUUUCAGUUUGAUUGAGCUGAAGGAGUGAAUGGCCGCUGGACGGCCGAGCUAACAGUAUUAGAGUGAGACAGAGAGAAAAGCUCAGAGGAAAAAAAAA